GCGCGAAACUUCCUUGUUGGAGAAAGAUUUAGAAACAGAAUUGGAACUCUGAACAAUCCUAAUUAAAACUCAGAUUCUACGAGGCGAAAUUCUCAAAACAGAAGAAGAUGUGGUUCCGAGCGCUUUGUCUUGCGCUCAUCGUGCUGAGCACAAAUGGAUUCAAAAUUCGUUCACGUUUUCAUCGGCGUCAGUCGGGAACGUUUGACCCCUCGAGCAUGAAUAGUCUCCCCUUCAGCGGUAAUCCCUUCAACUCUCAACCGACGUACAACCAACAGAAUUCCACCUCCGUUAAUCAGACGCAGAGUGGUUCCCAGCCCUCAAACAAUCCUUUUAACACACAGCCAAGCGCCGGUCAAAUGAGCAACGCCGGAUAUAAUCCCGGUGGAAGCGGUCAAAAUUUGCCCGGAAGCGCUACGACGUCAAAUCAAAUGAGCGCGUCCGGUUUCAACUCUGGCUCUCCGAUGUCCGGGAGCCAGUACGGAACCAACGGAAGUAGCUCCCCUAUAGGGUACAUGAACCCGAACAUGAAUAUGAAUCCUUUUGGACAGCCGACCGGAAAUGGGUCAACGAGCACCGCGGGUUUUAAUGGUGGCGGUCAAUUUAACCCGGGAAUGCUGGGGAGCAUGUUCCCAUCGCAAAAUGGAAGUUUUAAUCCGAAUCAAUUAUUUGGCCGAAGGCACUUAGAACGUCGGCAGACCGUACCGCCAACAUCAAGCUCCUCCUCUUCCUCCUCCUCCUCGUCUUCGUCGUCCUCGUCGAGUGGCAGCAGUUCCCCCGGCGGAUCGCCGCCAUUGGGAGGCACCAGUUCCGGUAGCUCGAGUUCCGGGCUGUCUCAAAACAUGCAGCCGCCUUCCUCCUUCAUUGAUCCAUCGCAGUUCAUCAGUGGAGGAGGCGGCGGUAGCCCAAGCAGCAGCAGCGGUAGUGGCAGCAGCUCCGGAAGUUCCUCAUCCAGCAGCUCGUCUGGCUCUUCCAGUAGCGGAUCCUCUAGUGGUUCAGUGCCCAGUUACGACCCUAACAAGGUGAACCAGAUCACAGCCAACUUCCUGGACCCGUCCAAGCUCCAGCUCGGACAGAGCGGCGGCGGCGGUUCAGGCUUCAACCCGGACCAGUUCAACUCUCAAUCAUUCAGCUUCUUCAACCCAUCGGCUAUGGUGGGGAAAAGACGAGCUAAUUACAUAAGGCGCCAGUCGUCCCCCAGCGCUCCUAGCAGCAGCAGUAGUGGAAGCUCAUCCGGAAGUUCCUCAAGUGGCUCGAUACCCAGUUUCGACCCCAACAAGGUGAACCAGAUCACGGCCAACUUCCUUGACCCGUCAAAACUUCAGCUGGGACCAAGCGGCGGCGGCGGUGGAGGUUUCGACCCGGACCAGUUCAACUCACAAACCUUCAACUUCUUCAACCCGUCAGCUUUAAUGGGGAAAAGACGAGCUAAUUACAUAAGGCGCCAGUCGUCCCCCAGCGCUCCUAGCAGCAGCAGUAGUGGCAGCUCAUCCGGAAGUUCCUCAAGUGGCUCGAUACCCAGUUUCGACCCCAACAAGGUGAACCAGAUCACGGCCAACUUCCUUGACCCGUCAAAACUUCAGCUGGGACCAAGCGGCGGCGGCGGUGGAGGUUUCGACCCGGACCAGUUCAACUCACAAACCUUCAACUUCUUCAACCCGUCAGCUUUAAUGGGGAAAAGACGAGUAAGCUACAUAAGACGUCAAACAUCCCCAAGUGCACCUGGUGGUAGUUCCAGCAGCAGCAGCAGCGGCAGUAGCAGCAGCAGCGGAUCCGGAAGUCCCCCAAAAUACGACCCUAACAGCGUAAACCAAAUCACCGGUAACUUUCUCGAUCCCUCCUCUCAGAAGCUCGGGGCCAGCAACGGCGCUGCCGGCGGUUUUGACCCAGAUCAGUUCAACACUCAGAACUUUAAUUUCUUUAACCCACAGUCGCAGUCGGGUGGUGGCGGCGGUGGCGGCAGCAGCAGCAGCAGCGGGAGCGCACCGAAGUUCGACGCUAACAAGGUCAAUCAGUUGCAGACGAAUUUCCUUGACCCAUCCACAUCAAAGCUUGGUCAGAGCGGUGGAGCGGCUGGGGGGUUCGAUCCCGACCAGUACAACUCUCAGACCUUCAACUUCUUCAACCCACAGGCGCAAGUGGGACGAUAAAAGCAAGUCGGUGUUUACUGUAACGAAGAGAAUGUAGGGAAAUAAAGUGUUUGAAAACAAA
Molecule: messenger RNA, 2208 nt
Organism: Dreissena polymorpha
Lineage: Eukaryota; Metazoa; Mollusca; Bivalvia; Myida; Dreissenidae
Exons: 10
Coding region: 108-2147 (679 amino acids)
Source: RefSeq, a predicted model, not a curated record